Microdochium trichocladiopsis is the source of this 412-nucleotide messenger RNA. RefSeq lists its product as uncharacterized. Bases 74 to 364 code for a protein of 96 amino acids. The record is from RefSeq and is a predicted model, not a curated record. Lineage: Eukaryota; Fungi; Ascomycota; Sordariomycetes; Xylariales; Microdochiaceae. The transcript has a single exon.
GCUGGUACUGCUGCGGUGCCUGGCCUGGGUACUGUUGGUUGGGAUAGUAGGGCUGCUGCUGUUGUUGUUGUUGAUGAGGAGGAGGCGGAUGGUAGCCCUGGUUGUGGUUCUGGUUCUGGUUCUGGCCAAAGGGGAGGAUGUUGUGCUGGCGGUUGAGGUCCUCGAGCUUGUGCUUGACCUGGUUGAACGCGUCCCGGAGCGGCAUGUUGUGAGAGGGAAGAGUGGCUGGACCUGUAUUGUCCUUUCCUGUCCUCGUCUUGUAUUUGUCUUUGUGUGGACGCUGGAUGUGGCUGAUGGCCAGCCUGUUGUCUGCCUGCUCCCCCGUGAAUGUGAGUUGUUGACGGCAGUGGGAAUCGUGACGUGACGUCGUGUCGCCUGGCUCCCACCCCCACUAAAGCCAUCCUUGGGUCCU